Messenger RNA from Pseudocercospora fijiensis CIRAD86, 921 nucleotides. RefSeq lists its product as uncharacterized. Gene Ontology annotation, cellular component: ciliary inversin compartment. The transcript is spliced from 2 exons. Gene Ontology annotation, biological process: protein localization to ciliary inversin compartment. The record is from RefSeq and is a predicted model, not a curated record. Lineage: Eukaryota; Fungi; Ascomycota; Dothideomycetes; Mycosphaerellales; Mycosphaerellaceae. Gene Ontology annotation, molecular function: protein binding. The coding region runs from base 1 to 921 and encodes 306 amino acids.
AUGUCUGACGUGCAGCAAGCACUUGCGCAACUGGACUUCCAUGCCAGGAUGGAAUACGUUCCGAUCGAUGCCGGUAUCAAUGACUCAGUACUCGACGCCAUCAACAGGGCAGAAGAUGCAUCACUCCAUGGGGAUUUAGUCGCGCUCGAGGUCGCCAUGCUCGAGCUUUCGACACUCCAUGGAGCGGAAAACUACCUUAAGGCACCUGGGAGAUCUCUCCACUUUGCGAUUGAGCAUCAGCACGCUGAAGCCGUCACAUUCCUCCUUUCUAGAAAAGUGAAGAUAGUGGAAGAGCACAUUAAGAUCGCAACAUACACUCAAAAUACCGAAAUCCUCGAGAUUCUAUUGACUUAUGGCUGGGCUAUCAACUCGAAGAUGGUUGUAUCGGACUACAACUUGACACUAUGGUUUCUAGACCAUGGUGCAGACCCCAACACAGUCUGUGAUCUUGACCUGACCCCACUUUCUGUAGCUGUUCAGAGCGCGCCCAUGGAUGUAAUCAAACUCCUCUUCAGCCGUGGAGGCUCGAUUUCAUUCGGCCAACUGCUUCAUUACGCCGCUCGAAGGGACAUGCAAGAUCAGGACGAGGUUGUCCAGCUGAUUCUGGACAAGAAGCCUCCGAUCAAUAACGUCAUGUACCAGGGUUUAGAGUGUUAUUUCUUGCAAAGAGCUUUCGGCCUAGGUACACCUUUGCACGAAGCUGUGGAGCGCGGAAAACUCGACAUUGCAAGGAUUUUACUUGAUUACGGGGCAAACCCGCUGAUUAGAGAUUCUCUUGGGAAGACCGCACGAGACAGAGCAAUGAAACUCCAGACUGAGGUGCGGGACGCUAUGAUUGAACUCUUGGAUUCGUAUGCUGCGUUUGCCAGUGAUGAAUCUCCCCAAUUUACGGACGAUCGCCGAGCAACAGGGUGGGGCUGA